Alternaria alternata is the source of this 580-nucleotide messenger RNA. RefSeq lists its product as hypothetical. The transcript is spliced from 2 exons. The record is from RefSeq and is a predicted model, not a curated record. Bases 67 to 495 code for a protein of 142 amino acids. NCBI's taxonomy places the organism in Eukaryota, Fungi, Ascomycota, Dothideomycetes, Pleosporales, Pleosporaceae.
CUUCAAGCUUCAUAGCAUUUACGUUCCUCUAACUAGUCUCGUCGAUUACAACUCAGAUCAGACAUUAUGGCAUCAGACCCGCACCAAGGAGGCCGUCUUGAGGACAUGGCCGCAAAGGGCACUUCGAUUCCUGGUGACGCUGGAAAGAUGAACGUGGUCUCACCUUCUUCUCACCCAGAUCAGACCCAUACAAAUAUCGCACACGCAGCGGAUAAUGCGUUCGAUAUCCCACGCAGUGUCAACGACCGCGGACAGACAGGCGAGGUCAUGACCGGCACUGGUGACCAGUUGCCAUCAAGUGUGGAGAAGAAGAACCUAGACGACGCAAACUUUGACCCUAGAGCAAAGGGUCACGACCAAUAUGCGAAGCACGCCCGACAGGAUAAUCCUAUGGAUAGCUUGAAGCAUGGUGCUGGCGACCAUAAUGUAGAGGCUGCACCGGGUGAAGAGGAAGAGAGUCAGGAUGCGCUUCUGAACAAGAGAGGCGCGCAGUAGGUGUUGAAAGAAGCUGCAACUCUAAUGUAUAUACUGUACGAUUUCACGACCGAAUAAAAGCCAAGAGGCUUGAAAUUAACUCCAU